AUGUGCUGUGAUCCACUGCGCUACGACGGAUUUGGGAGUAGCAGCUGCUUCCCGGAGCUGCAGGGCUGGCAUGCGAGGCUUUGCUGCUCGGGCCUCCAGGAGCCGGCGAACAUCAUCCCUGACCUUUGGGCAUCGCUGUCGGAUGGGACUCUGCAACCACAGCAGCAGCCAAGCAGAUGGAUGAACGCUACCCGCCUACUGUUCGUGACCUACCACAAGUCUGGCACGACGCUCUCCUUGGCGCUUCAAAGCUCAGCGCAUCUUCGAAGGUGGGUUCUGGGCAGCGAAGGCCUGGCAGACGCUGGAGACGGCGACUGGCUUCGCACUCUCUGGACUCGAACGAGCCCUGGGUUCCAGCGCGGCAUGCACCAGUACCAGACGCGACGCGGGCGGCUGGUUCUGAUGAUCUCGCCCAAUGAGAUGGUGGAACCUGAGAUUCACGACCUGAUUCUGGAGGGUCGCGCCAAGCUUGUGCACGUGGUACGCAAGCCCACCGAGCUACUCGUGUCCGGCUACCUGUACCACCUCUGGGCUUACAAGGAGCCCUGGGCCAGGCUACCCCGGCCUCCUUCUUGCAACAACUGUGACCACGGCGCCUGGAGGAUGAUCUUCCGGACCUGUGACUUCCAGUGCUCGUACUUCCAGCUUCUUCAGAACUGCUCCAUGGCGAGCGGUUUGGAAUUGGAAGCCCUUCGGGCUCGAUGGGAGAUCUUGAAGAUGAUCUUCAACAUGAA
Symbiodinium sp. CCMP2592 is the source of this 734-nucleotide messenger RNA. Lineage: Eukaryota; Dinophyceae; Suessiales; Symbiodiniaceae. The record is from the annotation of a GenBank genome assembly.